Podarcis lilfordi (Lilford's wall lizard) is the source of this 14223-nucleotide messenger RNA. Lineage: Eukaryota; Metazoa; Chordata; Lepidosauria; Squamata; Lacertidae. The record is from the annotation of a GenBank genome assembly.
GGGGGGGCAGGUCCUCCAGAGCCAAGGCCCCUCCCUCCCCAGUCCUUUCCUGCUUGGGUGUCUCUCCUGGGAUCUGGUGAGUCUCCGCGCUCUCUGGGGUCUGGGGAGUCUCCCUCUCUCUGGGAUCUGGUGAGUCUCCUCUCUCUCUGGGAUCUGGUGAGUCUCCUCUUUCUCUGGGAUCUGGUGGGUCCCAGGGCUGCAGCAGGGGAGGGGGCUGGGGGGACCCCAAGUCAGGGAGGAGAGGGUCCUGCCAGGGAGGGGCCAGGUCUGCCACGCUCUCCUUCCUGCAGAGCAGAGGAUCCCAAACUCAUUUGGCCUUCCGCCCCCCCCUUCAGAAAAGUUCUCCCGUCUGUCAACAAAGGAGUCCCUAGGUUUAACUCUGUGAUGUCGCUCAGCGUCAUUGCACAACAGAGGAAACAUCUGCAAAUGGUUUUCGAAAGCUGGACGAGGAGGUGGACUAACCCCCCCAAAAAAACCACGGGAGGAGGAAGGAAGGUGGGAGAGGAAGGGCAGGAGUAAGAGAGGGAUCCCAGCCCAGAGUCCGGCUGCUGCAUUGGGGACCAGUUUCCCAGUGUCUCCCAGGGCAGCUCCCCACGGAGGCCACGGCAGCAAUCCCCUCGCACCCAGAGCAGGGCAUCCCAGGACCACAUCCUCUCUCUCCCAAAGGGAUUGUUGCUGGCAAAGCAGCCGGAAAUGGGCGCUGCUACUCACUGAGCCUCCAGGGACCUGGGCAUCAAUGGCUGUGCGUGUGUUCAGCCAUCUAAGAGAAUAAUCAUAAUAAAUUAGCUGCCUAAAUUUCAAAGGAGAUGUAUUUGGCCCCAUCCACUUGGCCCUCAGGGGUUGGCCAGAUACAUUCCUGGCCCUCAGAGCAAAGAAAAGGGACCCCACCCCAGGAGUCUGUCUGGAGACCGGCAGAGAGCCCGAGUGCAAGACACUGAGACAAAAGCAGGGGGAAAAUGUGCCCUGAAGUGGGGGUGGGGGGGAACAACUCCUGAGGACCCCCGUAAUAGUAGUAGUAAUAAUAAUAAUAAUUUAUUAUUUAUACCCCACCCAUCUGGCUGGAUUUCCCCAGCUACUCUGGGCGGCUCCCAAACAGAACACUAAGAACAGAAUAAAACAUUAAAAGUUUCCCUGAACAGGGCUGCCUUCAGAUGUCUUCUAAAAGUCUGGUAGUUGUUCUCUUUGACAUCGAAUGGGAGGGCAUUCCACAGGGAGGGCGCCACUACCGAGAAGGCCCUCUGCCUGGUUACCUGUAUCUUGGCUUCUCACAGGGAGGGAACCACCAGAAGGCCCUCGGUGCUGGACCUCAGUGUACAGGCAGAACGAUGGAGGUGGAGAUGCUCCUUCAGGUCUACUGGGCCGAGGCCGUUUAGGGCUUGAAAGGUCAGCUCCAACACUUUGAAUUGUGCUCGGAAACGUACUGGGAGCCAAUGGAGGUCUUUCAAGACCGGUGUUAGGUCUUGAAAGACCAGGGAGUCCUCCACACCCGCCCGCCUCCUGUCCCCCAAAAACAGUACUUCUCUCUUGUCAGGAUUCAACCGCACUUAGAGCACAUUGCAUCCACAUAGAACCAAGCAUCCAUUUUUCACAAAAUACAAAUGAUUCCCUGGUCAGUCAGUUCUGACUUCACGCAUUUACUGGAAGACAGGAGAAAACUGGCUGAUUCACAUUUUGCAAUGCUAUCUUCCUUCUAGGAGGGCUAGAGGCUGCUUCCUCCUCCUCCUCUCCUUCUUCUUCCUCUUCUCUCCACCUCCUUCUCCUCCGUCUUCUUUUUCAGAAGAUAUCUCAUGGUGGUUUCUCCAUUUAGAUCCCUUCCAAUCGGGAUUCAGGCCUCAUCAUGGGACUGAAACUGCCUUGGUCGCACUGGUUGAUGAUCUCCGGCGAGCUAGGGACAAAGGUGAGAGUUGUUUCCUGGUUCUGCUGGAUCUCUCAGCGGCCUUUGAUACAAUCGACCAUAACAUCCUUCUGGACCGUCUAGAGGGGCUGGGAGCUGGGGGCACUGCUAUACAGUGGUUCUGUUCUUUCCUCCUCGGCCGUGUUCAGACAGUGGUGUUGGGGUGAUUAGUGUUCAGACCCCUGGGCUCUCACUUGUGGGGUGCCUCAGGGUUCCGUCCUCUCCCCAUGCUUUUAACAUCUAUAUGAAGCUGCUGGGAGAGAUCAUCAGGGGGUUUGGACUGGGUGUCCAUCAAUAUGCAGAUGAUACCCAGCUCUACCUCCCUUUCAAAUCAGAACCAGUGAAGGCGGUGAAGGUCCUGUGUGAGUGCCUGGAGACGGUUGGAGGAUGGAUGGCGGCUAAUGGAUUGAAGUUGAAUCCUGACAAGACAGAAGUACUGGUUUUGGGGGACAGGGGGCGGGCAGGUGUGGAGGACUCCCUGGUCCUGAAUGGGGUAACUGUGCCCCUGAAGGACCAGGUGCGCAGCCUGGGAGUCAUUUUGGACUCACAGCUGUCCAUGGAGGCGCAGGUCAAUUCUGUAUCCAGGGCAGCUGUCUACCAACUCCAUCUGGUACGCAGGCUGAGACCCUACCUGCCCGCGGACUGUCUCGCCAGAGUGGUACAUGCUCUGGCUAUCUCCCGCUUGGACUACUGCAAUGCGCUCUACAUGGGGCUACCUUUGAAGGUGACUCGGAAACUACAACUAAUCCAGAAUGCGGCAGCUAGACUGGUGACUGGGAGCGGCCGCCAAGACCAUAUAAUGCCGGUCUUGAAAGACCUACAUUGGCUCCCACUACGUUUCCGAGCACAAUUCAAAGUGCUGGUGUUGACCUUUAAAGCCCUAAACGGCCUCGGUCCAGUAUACCUGAAGGAGCGUCUCCACCCCCAUCAUUCUGCCCAGACGCUGAGGUCCAGCGCCGAGGGCCUUCUGGCAGUUCCCUCAUUGCGAGAAGCAAAGCUACAGGGAACCAGGCAGAGGGCCUUCUCGGUAGUGGCGCCCGCCCUGUGGAACACCCUCCCAUCAGAUGUCAAAGCGAUAAACAACUACCUGACAUUCAGAAGACAUCUUAAGGCAGCCCUGAUCAGGGAAGUUUUUAUUGUGUGAUAUUUUAGUGUGUUUUUUUUGGUUUCUAUGGAAGCCGCCCAGAGUGGCUGGGGAAACCCAGCCAGAUGGGCGUUGUACAAAUAAAUUAUUAUUAUUUUUAUUAUUAUUAUUAUUAUUCCAAUCUCUUAGAGACUUCCUGAGAGCACAGAUGGAUGAGCAAGACUCAGCUGGCCCUGGAGCAGGAAGAGGCCAUGCCAUCCAAACUGGGGGCAGUGGGGGAUUCUGGGAAAACUCUGGGCAGAAGAUCCUGGGUGAGGAGGACACCCUCCACUCAGAGGUGCAGAUCCAGCAGUUUGGAAGGUUCUGCUGCCAGGAGGCCAAAGGACCCCGAGAGGUUUGCAGCCAACUCCACCACUUUUGCCACCAGUGGCUGAAGCCAGAAAGGCACACGAAAGCUGAGAUGCUGGACCUGGUGAUCUUGGAGCAGUUCCUGGCUGUCCUUCCUCCAGAGAUGGAGAGCUGGGUGAGGGACUGUGGAGCAGAGACCAGUUCGCAGGCGGUGGCCCUGGCCGAAGGUUUCCUCCUGAGUCAGGCAGAGGAGAGAAAGCAGGUGAGAGAGACUUUCCUCUGGAUACUCCCAAGGGGCUCCAAAUAGGAUGGAGAACAUCCCAUAAUGCUCUCCUGAUGGCCCUUCCUUUUCCUGGGAAGGCAUCCAUGGAAUAAGGUUUCACACCCUUACAGUUUUUGACUUUGUAAUUCCCAUUCUAGUAUUUCUCCCCAUUCUCUGUUUUGAAUCCUUGUUUCUUUUUCAGGGAAAUGAUCAUUUUGUAGAAAUGGACUUGGAUUCCUGUGAGGCAGAGAGGCCUUGGUUGGACACCAGAGAGAGGCCACUGGGUAAGGAGGAAGGUGGCUUUUCUCCGUCUCAUUCUGUUUUCCGUAUAAUCUCUGGGUCCUUUUCAUCAGGUUUUUUUUUUUUGGGGGGGGGAGUUGGGAACAAGGGUCCAGAGGAGGAGAGAUGUAUUUCUGCACGGCUAACAUAUGAAAUGGGCACAAAUGUCCACCUGCACUUUUCUCUCUUGCAGAUGGCAGAAGGAUGCCGGCAGGACCUCCCUACCCACCUUUUCAUGGCAGAAGGGAAGCAGUGGCUGUGGAACCAGAUCAGGUCAGGGGAAGCUGCCUUGUGGGGACAGAGGCCGAGGGAUGGAGCAAUGUCAUGGACUCCUUGGGAACAGAGGACUGGUGGGAGGAAGAAGCCGGGGAACCAGGAAGGGAAGACGUCUUAGAGCCCAAGGAGUGGAGGUGGAGGAAGGAUGAGAGGUCAGAGGGGCAAGAGGGAGACGCCUGGGAAGAGGAGGUGUCAGAAGCUGAAGGGAUAACAGGGCUUAGUGAGCUGGGAGACUCUGUGUCAGAAUGCAGUGCAGAAUCGGAGGCAGAAGCGGAAGGAGGCGAGUGGGAGGAGGGAGGUCGAGAGGCAGAGGUGAGUCAGGAGAAGGAGGAGCCACCGGGGGUCAGCAUGACCUUGACAGAAGAGUUGACAGAACCUCUUUAAACCAGCUGUACUCUGAAGGAAUGACCCAAACCUUACGAACAUUCUGACUGUUUCUUUUUUGCAGAGAAGCUUCUGGAACCCUCUUGAAUUACCUUAUUUUUCGCUCUAUACGACACACUUUUUCCCCUCCAAAAAUGAAGGGGGAAAGUGUGUGCGUCCUAUGGAGCGAAUGCAGGCUUUUGCUGAAGCCUGGAGCGCGAGAGAGCUCCCGGCGGACAGCUGCCUGCAGCCCGAAGCCCGGGGAGUGCGGCGCUGUGCACCCCGGGCUUCGGGCAGCUCUCCACAAGUCUUCAGAGCCCGGUGGGAGUUCCCGCCAGGCUCCCAAGGCUUGCGGAUAGCAGCCUGCUGUCCCCGAAGCCAAAACAGUGAGACGGGGCGCUGUGCUGCCCUUCGUCUAACUGUUCCAGCUUCGGGAUGGCUGCGCAAAGCCUCUGCAGGGCGGCGGGGUGAAGGCACCCCACCGCCCUGCGGAGGCUACAAAGGAUGUCCCCGAAGCCUCAAGCCUUUGGAGUGCAGCUGCGCUCCAAAUGCUUCAGGGAUCUUUGAGGCUGGCAGUGGGGAAAGCAGCACUUCCCCCCAGCGCCAGCCCCACAAGCUCAGGGGGCAGCGGCAAGGUUCCCCAACCUGCUCUUGAACGCACCAUGAACGCACAUUGUUUUUGAGGGGGAGAACAAGAAGAAUUUUUUUCCCCCUAUUCUCCCCCUUCUAUGGUCCGGUGCGUCCAAAAGAGCGAAAAAUACGGUAACUAGACUAGGAAAGAGCUCUACAUAUCAGAUCAAUGCUUUCUCCACUAAGAAAUGCAGACUGACAAUCCCCCCAUUUAUUAAGUGCAGGAAGUAUUGAUAUGCAAAACACCUCUGGAAAAACAUUGCAUGUACACUUUCCUUCGACAAGAAUAAAUCCUAGCCUUUGGUUGGUAGACCUGCAGUUCACCAGCAGACGACACAGUCUGACCAGAAGCUUCUGUGAGCAGCAGAACAACAUCCUGACUCCAAAAACUAAAUGUUGUCCUUCACAUUAGAAAACAAAAGGCUACCUAUGAAACCUGACACAGUUAAGGAAAAAACACAACUCACUCAUCAAAACAGCUAUCUUAUAAACCUUAUCUUAUCUUACUAACAGUAUAUAAGCUCCACUCAAACAUAUAAACCAAGACCUGAAAACCUCGCUUUAUAGCAAAUCUCUCCAACAGAAUAUUCAACAGAGCACUUCUUUACCAGACCACAUCAACAAACUUUGCCCUGUAUCAUCUCGCUUUCCAAAUCUCUCCACACUAAAGAAACUUCCACUUAGACAACUAGUCCAUUAAUUGAUUGACAGUGCAAACUGACAGACCCUCAGGGAAUGAGCUGCUGUUCUCAUUCGGCCUGAAACUCAGACAAGAUUGUGAAUAUUGUGUUCUCGCUGAUAAAGAGUUAACUCCAGCUGUGAAGUGUGGGAUUUCCUGCCCAGAUAACUCUGUGACACCAGCCUUCUGAAUGUCGCCUGUAGGAUUCAUCUGUAGUUGAUGUUUGCAUGGAAUUCUAGAGUUGAAAGGGACCCCAAGGGUCAUCAAGUCCCACCCCCUGCACUGCAGGAGUCUCAGCUAGAUCCUCCAAGACAGAUGGCCAUCCAAACUAGGCUUCUUGUAUUUCUAUAUUCAUCACUGAGUGCUAAAAUAGGCUUCUUUGCAGUGGACAGACAAGAACAAAUAGUGUCCAGGAUUCACCUAGCCAGCCCCAUCUGCUGCGAAAUAUAGCCUGCCCCCCAUUCCUCCCCCUCUCCAUGCCCCCUUGAACCCCUGGAAUCUGGCUGUGGGGCACUGGGAAGGAUCCUCUUCAGAAUAGGACAUGAGGAGGAGAAAGGGGAUCCUUCCAUCUGGGAAACUGGAAUCCCUGCGUAGGCAGGAUGACUUGAAAACCACAAGGAAGAGAACCACCUAUUUGCACAAAGAUGAAUACCCAUAAUUAAAAGCUGAAUAAAAUAAUUCAAUUAAAAUGUCAAAAUAGGCAUCCAUAAUAGAAAUGUGCAGCAAAGCAAUCCUAUUGAAACAACGCAGCAAUUAAGAGGAAGGAAACAACAGAGCAUUGUGUAGCAGAUCAUAUUUCUGCUGUCUCAGAGGAGGACAUUUCCCUUUUUCUUUUAGGGUUCAGUGUGCUUUGAAGAUGUUGCUGUUCGUUUCACGGAUGAGGAGUGGACGUUGCUGGAUCCUGACCAGAGAGCUCUGCAUAAGGACGUCAUGGAGGAGAAUCGUGGGAUCGUGGCCUCUCUUGGUAAGGCUCCCUGUGGGAUCGUCCUAUCUGCCUGGAAAUUCAAAAAAUACCUCUAUGUGAUUUCCACAGAGCUCAGCAGCACCCCCCACAACACCUGGGAACCUAACACCCCCACAAUAAACCUUGAACAGCAAAUUCCAGUUUUUUCUGUGAACAAUCUUCCUCCAGUUCUGCCUUUUUAUAUCACGAUUCGGCUGGUCUGAACUGCCCAGGCAUCUUAAAUGUCAGCUUCAGAGUUGUUAGGAAAGAUAAGUUGCUUCUGUCAGGUUUUCUGUUUUUGUUUUCUUGGGUUGACCAAAGAGAAGCCUCACAUUGGAGAUGGAGGGGAUGCCAUGACUGGGCCAAACAAAAUCCAUCCCAGAAGAGCCAAGCUUAUUAAAUCUCAGGUAGUGGUAGCAGUGAUAGUAAUACUAAUAAUUUUUAUUUAUACCCUGCCCAUCUGGCUGGGUUGCCCCAGCCACUCUGGGUGGCUUCCAACACAUAUAUACACAUGAAACAUUAAUAAUAACAAUCUGAUCCCAUAUAAAAAGUACAUUAACUUUAAAAUAAACAACAUAUAGUAGUGGCCAAAAUUGUGGAAAUCUCUUGCAAAAAGUAUAUUUCCGAGGUUUGAUGGCUCAGAACACCAUUUUGUUUGGGAGUAAUACCAUAAAAUUAUAUAUCAAUGGAAAUAUAAUUUAAUGAAGAAUGCAAUGCAAUAACUUUUAUGAAAGUGUAUGUAUUAGAACAGCAGCCAUAAAUACGAAACAUGAAAGACAUAGAAAAAAUGAGAUCUACAGAAAUUCUCACCAUGUCAAUUAAUACUUAGUUUGUUAACCUUUAGCUUUAAUUCUGGCCUUACAACGCCUUCCCAUGGAGUGAACCAAGUUUUUUCAUUCAGCAGCUGUAAUAAUGUGAAACCAAGAUGGAAUUGUUGCCUCUAUUAAUUGGGCUUUAUUGCUGGGUUGCUUCUUACUAACUAAAUAUUUAUAUAAAUAUAUAUAAACACUUCAUUAUGUGAGAAAAGAUCAAAUGUAGAACACUUCAGUUUGGGCUCAAGUAUUUCAUUUAUGCACUUUUGGUCAUUUACAUUCCCAUUAAUGAUGCAAAUUCUGCCCACACCUUUUUCUGUCAUACAACCCCAGAUCAUCACACUAUCUAUGGGAACAACCCUUCAGGCUCUGUCCAGUACGACACUUCGGCUCCCACCCUGGGGUGAGAGCAUGCAUUAGCAGAGUUUAGCGAUAUCCAACUGUGCAGGAUUGUAGCAUCGAGAAUUUUAUUUACAGCAGAGAAAACAUAGAAACAGGGCCAUCUCCUCUAAGUCAAAAGAGAAGGACAAAGAGAGGAAGUAAAAUCAUCCUAAGUUCCGUUCCCAUACACCCAGCAGCAAGGAAUGUAAAUAUAGGAUCAUAGGACCCUGCAAUGGGAGAAUGAAAAUAAAAAUACUAACACCCAACUGGGUGUUUCACGGUCGAUGUAAUGCAAGUAGGAUGUAAAUCUUCUCCCAUUCUCCUCCUCAUGCAUUUCAUGUCAUCACUACCAAGCAAGGAGAUUUGGGUCUCAUCACUCCAAAUAACACUUUCCCAUUCUUCUGCUGUCCAGUGACCAUGGGUUUUAGCCCAGUUUAAUCUUUCCAACCUUGGCUUGAGAGAUAACAAUGGCUUUUUCCUUAGAAUUCUAGCAUUUAAACCAGUCCUUGUGCUCAACUUCACAUUACAUUGCACCAUGUCAUCUUGAAGACACCCAGAUAGAAUCAUAGAAUCAUAGAGUUGGAAGAGACCACAAGGGCCAUCGAGUCCAACCCCCGGCCAAGCAGGAAACACCAUCAGAGCACUCCUGACAUAUGGUUGUCAAGCCUCUGCUUAAAGAUGAUUUUCUUCUGUCACGUAGGCACAGUCUCUCCAUUCUUCGAUUGUCACUUGCUGUUGUGCACCUUUCCCUGCCUUUACCUGUCUGAUUUUAUAGUGACUGAUGCUCCUUAUACCUCUUCAAAAAUGUAGAAAGGCCAGCUUUGGUUGUUUCCCCCAAUCUUCUAAUUUCUUCAUAACCGUAGUCUUGUUCACUUACUAGUACUAUUUUACAUCGCUAUCUGGGUGACAAGUCAACACUUUGUGCCAUUUCUUUAAUUUUAUUAUGUUUUACACACUCACUAAAUAAAAGAACACACACAAAAAACCAACUAACAUGAUAGCAAUCACAUAACACACUGAAAAAAGUCAACCUAACCAAGUUGUGCUUCCUUUUUCUGCUUAUUUGGCUAUAAUUUUUGAUAGAAUACAGAUAAUUGAACAAACAUUUGUGCUAUAUGUUCAUAACUAGAGGUACCAGAUGUCAAAGAGAUAAAUAAUUACCUGACAUUCAGAAGACAUCUGAAGGCAGCCCUGUUCAGGGAAGUUUUUAAUAUGUAACACUGUACUGUUUUUAACACUGAUUGGGAGCCGCCCAGAGUGGCUGGGGAAACUCAGCCAGAUGGGCGGGGUAUAAAUAAUAAAUUAUUAUUAUUAUUAUUAUUAUUAUUAUACCACUGUAGAUCAAACAAAGCCACAUUUAACAACCCAUGUGAAUCUAAAAAUAAAUAUGUUGGUUACUGACAAACAAAAAAAGGUAUUGAACACACACCCAACCCCCUUCAGUUCUUCUCCAUUUCUUCCUGAGGCUCUAAUCCCUUUUUGUGUCCAUUGCAGAUUGUGAUGAAUUGGAAAUCGAGAACAAGGGUGACCACAACAAAAUCCUCAUAAAGGAGAAGCCACAUCAAAAUUUGGAGUGUGGAGACAGCUGCAGUCAGAGCUCUCAUUCCACUUCCCAACAAAUAAUUCACAGAGAGAAACCCUAUCAGUGUGUGGAAUGUGGAAAGAGCUUCAGGAGGAGCUCCCAUCUCACUUCCCAUCAAAGAAUUCAUACAAGUGAGAAACCCUAUCAGUGUGUGGAAUGUGGAAAAAGCUUCAGUCACAGCGACAUUCUCACUAAGCAUCAGAGAAUUCAUACAGGAGAAAAACCCUAUCAGUGCAUGGAAUGUGGAAAGAACUUCAGGAGGAGCUCCCAUCUCAUUUCCCAUCAAAAAAUUCAUACAGGGGAGAAACCCUAUCAGUGUGUGGAAUGUGGAAAGAGCUUCAGUCAUAGCCACAGUCUCAGUUUUCACCAAAGAAUUCAUACAGGUGAGAAACCCUAUCAGUGUGUGGAAUGUGGAAAGAGCUUCAGGAAGAGCUCCGAUCUCACUUACCAUCAAAGAAUUCAUGCAGGGGAGAAACCCUAUCAGUGCAUGGAAUGUGGAAAGAGCUUCAGUCAGAGCUCCCAUCUCACUGCGCAUCAAAGAAUUCAUACAGGGGAGAAACCACAUCAGUGUGUGGAAUGUGGAAAGAGCUUCAGUCACAGCCACAGUCUCACUUUCCAUCAAAGAAUUCAUACAGGAGAGAAACCCUAUCAGUGUAUGGAAUGUGGAAAGAGCUUCAAUAAGAACUCCAAUCUCACUUCCCAUCAAAUAAUUCAUACAGGGGAGAAACCCUAUCAGUGUGUGGAAUGUGGAAAGAGCUUCAGGAAGAACUUCACUCUUACCUCCCAUCAAAGAAUUCAUACAGGGGAGAAACCCUAUCAAUGUGUGGAAUGUGGAAAGAGCUUCAGUCAGAGUUCCCAUCUCACUAGGCAUCAGAGAAUUCAUACAUAGUUCGGAAAAACCUUUCAGUAUAGCUUUAGACAUCAGGCAAAUAUGCACCUUCUUAACCUUGCCUCUGGCUGAUUGACAUCAUUGUCCUUUUAAAAUGUUGGGAGGGGGGUUACAGAUGUGUAUUUUUUGUUUUUAUAUUGUCUUUUAUGUUGUAACCAACCUUAGACCUGGGGGUGUAGGGAAUAGAAGCCAACUCUUAGAGGCCGAGGGUUCUUUGCCCCCCCAAUAAAAUAUUUGAGGGGGCACCCACCCAGUUGAUAGGCAUUGCCAUGCCAAUGGCACGCAUGCAUCAUGUGAUUGAUUGUGCAAGGCAGGCCUUACCUGAUCCUCCCACCAUUAUUUCAUUUAAGUCGGCACUACUGGGUAGGGUGGUAUACAAAUUAAAUACAUGUAUCGCCUUCCUUUGCACAUGUUCCAGCACAUGUUCCUUAUUUAUUAUCAUUUUUUAAAUUUAUGUGCCCUUCGUCUGAAGUUUCACAAUAUAAACAUACAGGAUGAAAGCAUGGCUUUCUCAAAAACAAGUAAAGCCAGAGAAAUCUCUCCUCCCCUUCUUUUGGAUGGAGUUAAAAUCUUUGUUGAUCAGGGGACAGCUGUGGAAAUAGUGCAUCUUGAUUUCAAUAAGGCUUUUGACAAAGUCCCCUGUGAUAUUUAUGUGAGGAAGCUGGUAAAAUGUCGGCUGAACAAGGUAACUGUUAGGUGGAUUUUGCUGACGUAACCUGAACAGUACUCCUUCAUGGUUCCUCACCUUCCUGGCGAAAAGUGACAAGUGGGGUGCUGCAACACGUACCUGGUGCCGGUGGACUUGACCCAAUCCUGUCAGCAGUUGCUGGUGGAUGAGGCCACCAUUGAGGCACAGACGAUUGUAAAGCACAGGGGCACGUUCCGGGUCAAGCGACAGCAAUUCGGCAUCAACGUGGCACUAGGCAUAUUCCAGAAUCUAAUGGACUCUCUCCUCAAAGGGGUUCCCGGUGUCACUCCCUUCUUCAAUGAUGUGUUGAUUGCUGGGCCCAUGCCGGAGGAGUUCAGGGUCUGCCUCUGCACCGUCCUGCGCUGUUUCCAGACUGCUGGGCUCAAGAUGAAGCGGGAAAAGUGUUGACUAGGAGUGCCCCAGGUGGACUUGGAUUUACGAUGGAUGCAGACGGGGUCCACCCGACCGGGAACAAGGUGCAGGCCAUUUGCGACACCCUGGCACCUAAGGGUAAGGCCGAACUCCAGGCCGCCUUGGGACUAUUGAACUUUUACCACGCCUUCCCUCCUCAUAAGGCGGUGGUAGCGGAACCCCUACACAGGCUCCUAGACGAGCAGCCCUCGUGGGUGUGGGGGCAGCGCCAGGAGGCCAGAUUCCAGGCAGUCAAGGACUUGCUCAUCUUGAACUCGGUCCUGGCGCACUUUGACGAGAGGCUGGUGGUGGUGCUGGCAUGCAACGUCUCACCCUAUGGCAUUGGCGCCAUCCUGGGGCACCAACUUUCAGAUGGGAGAGAAGUGCUGGUGGCGUACUUUUCCCAGAUCCUCACCGCAGCUGAGCAGAACUCGCAAAUUGACAAGGAGGGUCUCGCAAUUGUGAAGGGAGUAAAUUGUUUUCAUGAUUUCUUGCGUGGGCGCCCUUUAUUGUGGUGACUGACCACAAGCCGCUGCUCAGCCUGUUCGUCCCUGAGAAGCAGACCCCCCCCCCCAGUACUGCCCCCCGCAUUGAUUUUCCUUGCCGGCUACCAGUAUGCACUGUUCUACCGGCCCGGGAAGGUGAUGGGCUACGUGGAUGCCCUCAGCCGGCUACCACUACCAUAGACCAGCCCCAACCCAGUGCCCGCGCAAGAGGUCAUGAACCUGAAGCUGCUUCCCAAUUGCCCCAAUCAGGUGCCGGAACUAGCGUGCCACUCCAAGAAAGAUAGGGUCAUCUCCCAGGUCCUGGACUGGGUGUGGCAGGGAUGGCCCAGUAACAGCCGAGGUCCGGAUUUGUGGUCUACACGACCCACAAACACAAACUGUUGGCCCAUAAGGGAUGCCUGUUAUGUGGGAGGAGGGUGGUAGUUCCCCAGCCACUCCGCCAAAGGUUCCUCACAGCCAUACGCGAGAGACACCCAGGGUUAGUGAGAAUGAAGGCCCUUGCCAGGAGUUACGUGUAGUGGCGCGGGCUCAACGGACAGAUAGAGGCCUGGGUUAAAUACUGCCAGACCUGCCAGAGUCCCACCUGGAUCCCCUGAGGGCCCCCAUCCAGUCCUGGGAGUCCACCCAAGAGCCAUGGUCCUGCCUGCACAUGUACUUCGCUGGCCCCUUCCAGGGAAAAACAUCCUUUGUAGUGGUGGACUCCAACACCAAAUGACUGGAGGUAACCCUGGAAUGGUUUCAUCCAGACUUUCACAGUGCAAAAUGCCACCCGCCACGUCUGCCUGCCACCGUUCCACCCAGCCACCAACAGCAAAGCAGAGCGCACAGUGCAGAGCACCAAAGAUACCCAAGACCACCGAGAGCCAGUGUGGUGUAGUGAUUAAGAGCAGUAGACUCGUGAUCUGGGGAACAUGGUUCGUGUCUCCGCUCCUCCACAUGCAGCUGCUGGGUGACCUUGGACUAGUCACACUUCUCUGAAGUCUCGCAGCCCCACUCACCUCACAGAGUGUUUGUUGUGGGGGAGGAAGGGAAAGGAGAACGUUAGCCGCUGGGAGACUCCUUCGGGUAGUGAUAAAGCGGGAUAUCAAAUCCAAACUCCUCUUCAUCUUCUUCUUCUCUGCCGCAUGACGCAAGGGGGCUGGGAGUACCACCUCACCACAUUCCUUCUAGCUCAGGACACUAACCCCAGCACAACAACCGGCCAGAGCGGAACGAUUAAAGGCUGGCGCCUCACAACAAGACUUGACCACCUUCACCCCAACAGAGCUCAGGACGAGGCAGCGGCGAGGGGAAGCAUGGACCCCUGGACCCAGUGUACACCAAGAAUUUCAGGGCAGGCCCGGCAUGGGUAACUGCCACAGUCACCAGGGCGACUUGCCCCAUGUAUUAUGAGGUGCUAACGCGGGGGUGGGCAAUGCUGACACCACCACUGUGGUGAGCUACAGCGACCGUUCCUGGGAGAAAACCGGGAGGAGGGCCGGACAGAAGGGUUCCAAGGGGGCAGCUGGAUGGCGAGGCACGUAGAGCAGGAGGAGUGGGCAGGGGAGGCAGAACCACUAUGCACAGAGAUGACCCCCGAGGCUGAGCAGCCACAGGAACCAGAGUUACGACUGAGUGGGCCGUCUGUGCCAGACCAAAUGGCCCUGAGCAUCCAGCAGCCACGGAACAUGAGCCAGAACCAGAACCCCCAACCGAGAAACACCCCAGGCAUCAACUUAGACGUAGGCAGCCAGCGUACAUGGAGGACAAUGAAUGCAAACCUCCUGUAUGUACUGAGCUGGGAUCCUAGAACAAAAUGCAGGUAGGAUCCAGAAGGCAGCAACCUGAUGGGCCUGUAGGAACAGUCCAUUCAGGCUCUAGGAGGGGACUUGAAUCAGCCAAUUACGUGGGACCUAUUGUAUAAAUAAUGUAUAUAUAGCCAGAGGUUUGGGGGGAAAUUCAUUCACUGUAUACUAGGAGCUGAAAUAAAGAGCAUGAAAUCAAUACUCCGAGUAUAUUUCACCCUUUGGGGUGGAGCUCAAGCAGUGGGGAGAUUGCAAGGCCUGCCGGGGCAGUUGGUUGCUGGGACGGACAGCAUAGCCAGAGGAGAGUCUGGAGUGUAAAAGGUAAAGGGAGCCCUGACUGUAAGGUCCAGUCGUGGACGGCUCUGGGGUUGCGGUGCUCAUCUCGCUCUAUAGGCCAAGGGAGCCGGCGUAC